ACCACGCUUGAGUCAUGCUAAACUCGUGCUCUAGUGUGUUCUUCCUCCUGUUCUCGUCGCCUUCCUCCGCGUCUCGACGUAUCACCUUGUCCAGGAGCUAGCCCGUGCUCGAAUACGUCUCCCUGCAUCGAUUCCCCGCCCUGAAUCACUGCCGUAUGGUCGCCGUCGUCGCGCCCGUGCCAUGCCCAGCCACUGACCUCCAUUAAAGCUCGGUCGGGAGCUCGCUCGUGAGCUCCAGAGACUUCCCCCGCGCCUAUAUAUAGAUGCCCCCACCUCUCCCGCAGCUCCAAAGCCCCUCCCACGCCUUUCCCGACCACCGGAGCCCUCAGCUCCCUCUUCUUUUCGCCGGAGAUCGCCACGGCCGCCUCGGUUCCUCCUCGGCCCCGAGCAGCCAAGUCCCUCUCCUCUCCUCUGGUGUUGUCCACCAUGUCCCUCUCCUUCCCGCGGUCCUCCCAUCCCCACGUGUUCGUCUCCGGAGCCUCUUUGGCCGCAAGCCCCAAGUCCGGCCGUCGUCUCUGUCGUUCGGCCGCCUCUCCGUCCGGCCUCCCCAAGCCCCCUCUCGCCUCCCCGACUCCACCUGCGUCUCCCCCUCCUUCCGUCGAGUCGCCCUGCCCUCUCUCCCUCGCCUCCCCGUCGCCGGAAGCACCCUGUCACCGUUGCCCGUCCGCCUCUGCCUCCCCAUGGCGCCGCCCCUCGCCGUCAUUUCGCCUCUCCCCAGGACCUCCUCUCUGCGGGACGGGGGCGUCGGAGCGAGCCGCACCCGCUGGUGCCCUCACCUCGGCCGGAGGCGGCGGGGCCAGCGCCGGCAGCGCCCUGCCCGGGCCCCUUUGCUUCUGUCGCGAGCGAGCCCUCGGGAGGAAGAAGACGACCACGCUGGGCCCCCCUGCCGCAUGGGACCCCCCUGUAAGUGGCUAAGGCCAUGGGUCCACAUGGAUAAGUGGACACGUAAACAGUUUGCAGGUCCUGCCGGAUUUAACUGCUUGUAUGCCGUGGAUUCUUUGUUUGCGAGCUAGGAUACGUGUUCCAGCCAGAGUCCCUGUGGAGUGGAGUUCACCACCGUCGUUGCUAUUUCGCUGCUAGAGUUAUUCCACUGCUUCGUGUUGUUCUGCUGCUUGCAUAGAGCAACCGUGGCAGGCGUACUGUCGCCUUGCCGAUGUAAUUCCUUGUUAUAUCGGAAUCCCCUUGUACCCAUUAUAGAUUGUAAUAAAGAGCCGAUUUAUUGUAUGCUAAGCAGUGCCGUA
This is a messenger RNA of Triticum aestivum (bread wheat), 1241 nucleotides long. RefSeq lists its product as uncharacterized. The transcript is spliced from 2 exons. Bases 264 to 1013 code for a protein of 249 amino acids. NCBI's taxonomy places the organism in Eukaryota, Viridiplantae, Streptophyta, Magnoliopsida, Poales, Poaceae. The record is from RefSeq and is a predicted model, not a curated record.